This is a messenger RNA of Mycetomoellerius zeteki, 1211 nucleotides long. RefSeq names its product mevalonate kinase-like. The record is from RefSeq and is a predicted model, not a curated record. The transcript has 3 exons. NCBI's taxonomy places the organism in Eukaryota, Metazoa, Arthropoda, Insecta, Hymenoptera, Formicidae. Gene Ontology annotation, biological process: cholesterol biosynthetic process; isoprenoid biosynthetic process; isopentenyl diphosphate biosynthetic process, mevalonate pathway. Gene Ontology annotation, molecular function: ATP binding; mevalonate kinase activity. Gene Ontology annotation, cellular component: cytosol; cytoplasm. The coding region runs from base 36 to 1211 and encodes 391 amino acids.
UUCGAAUAAUAAAUCAAUUUUUCGUCGUGAAGGUCAUGUAUAGAUUCAAGGUGUCUGCACCGGGCACGAUGCUUUUAUGCGGACAACGUAACAAAACUUGUGUAGCAGCCGGCUUAGACAUGCGUACCGUACUUACAUUCUCUUCGUUUCCUACAAAAGUAGUUCGAAGAGAUUUUAUUGAAAUAAAUUUCUCCAGUAUCCAAUUACACAUGAAGAUACCUUUACGCAUAUUUCUCUUAUAUUUUUAUAAUAAAAAUUACGAUUACGCAGAUAAACGUUGUAUGUUGCUUAGGACAGUAAAAAACUUUAUUACCUUCUUGACGGGCUUUCCCGGCAAUUACGAACCCAGCAACCACGCACAUCAGUUAAGCUUACAAGCUUUUUUUUUUCUUCUCGUUUCUAUUAGCUACAAAAAAGGCAUCAUUAUAAAAUCAUCUUUCAUUGUGAUACUAUCAACGGAAUUGCCGAUCGGUGAGGGUCUGGGCAGUUCGGCAUCGUUUGUGGUAUGUCUCGCGGCAUGUUUUUGGCGUUGGUCCCUCCUGCAGAAAGGAAAAGUCCGCUACAGAUUUAAGUCUAAAGAUCUCAUAUAUAUCUCGGAAUAUGCUUACAUUUGUGAUAAUAUUGUAUUCAAUUCCUCAACUAUAAUCGACAUCAUAAUAUCCACGUAUGGCAUGAUAAAAGUAUUCAAAGGGGAUACACUGAGGUCAAAUGAUUUUCCUGACGUACCGAGCAUGAAGAUCCUGCUGGUCUUUUCGAACGUUAGCCAGAAAAUCGAUCGAAGCAUGGAAACAAAAGUGAAAGAGCAUUCAUGUUCUUCUGUUGAUUUUAUUCUAAAUAGUAUGGAGACUAUAUCGAUAAAGAUCAUUCACAUGAAUCAGGGACUACUAAGAGCAUUAGGCACGUCACAUCCAAGCCUAGACAUUAUUUGCGGAAUUGCACGGGAUUUUUCACUCGGAGGAAAAAUCGCCGCCACCGGCGGAGGUGGAUACGCAUUCAUUUUGCUGCUGCCAAACAACUCAGAUGAAUACAUCCAAGAUCUGAUCAAGAUGUUUGAGUCGCAUAAUUUCCCUGCCAAGAUAGCCAAUUUGAAUUGUAGCGGAGAUAUUAUUCACAUGAAUCAAGGACUACUAAAAGCAUUAAGCAUGUGGCAUCCAAACUUGGAUAUUAUUCCGCAAUUGCUCGAAGUUUUUCAUUCGCGGAGAAGCUUGUGA